Molecule: messenger RNA, 2070 nt
Organism: Klebsormidium nitens
Lineage: Eukaryota; Viridiplantae; Streptophyta; Klebsormidiophyceae; Klebsormidiales; Klebsormidiaceae
Source: the annotation of a GenBank genome assembly
AAGGGUCGCAGGUCAGGCAACAAAUAAAUGGAGUAGCUUCUUGGAAGGAAGCAAGAGCCAGCAAAUUGAAAAGGCCAGCGAAGCUUUGCAUUGAUUCAAUGAUUGCAUGUUUUGCACAACAUGUGCAUCAUGAACGUGAACCUUCCAUCUUUUUAGCAGCACAGCAACCGUCUUCCGGCCUUCAGUGUGCGCUGCCUGCUUGUUUUGAAAUCACCAUCAGCUUGCAUAAAGGGAGGAAGUGAUACAUAAUGAUUUCGGGGUUUUCUCGAGAGGACAUUACAAAGCGAUUAUCCUAAUACCGUAGUGCAAUUGCAACAGGAAGGAGUUUUGUGCUCGAGACCAGAGAAGGAAUGGCCACUGUACGAGCACCCCCUCAAGCAAACCCGUUGGAGGAUGUGCAGAUCCUUCAUAAGGCGAUGAAAGGUUUUGGUUCGGAUGAGAAGGCCAUCAUCUCAGUCAUUGCGCACAGGAUGUGGUGGCAGAGACAGGCCAUUGUCCAGGGCUACACAGCGUCCUAUGGUGAUGACUUGUACAAGAAGCUCAGGAGUGAGCUGACUGGCAACUUGGAGUCUGCGGUGGUUACCUUCCUGAUGCAGCCAGCGGAAAGGGACGCAGAGCUCCUGCGCAAAGCAUUACAGGACGGGAUAAUGACAGAUGAUCAGGUCCUGAUCGAGAUCAUCUGCUCCCGCUACCCCAACGAGCUCCAGUCCGUUGUGUACGCUUACAAGACCAAGUACAACCGGGACCUGGUUGCUGACGUCAGGUCCACGACACGUGGCGACUUUGAGCGCGUCCUCGUGGCGUGUUUGCAGAGCCAGCGGCCGAUGGGUCCCGAGGUCGACAUGAACCGGGCGCAGUACGACGCGGAUGCGCUCUACAAGGCGGGGGUGGGCCGGAUAGGAACUAGCGAGGGCGAGUUUAUCCGCAUCUUCUGCACGCAGAGCUCGGCGCAGAUGGCCGCGAUGGCCGACGUCUACGCCAGGAAAUAUGGCCAUGACAUCGAGAAGGUGAUUUCGAAGGAGCUGUCGGGCGACCUAAAGCGCGCUUUCAAGGCCAUCAUCCGCUCCCUCCGGAACCGGCCCUACUAUUUCGCCAAGUGCCUCCGCAAGGCAAUGAAAGGCAUGGGCACAAAUGACCGGGCGCUCAUCCGGACACUUACCACCCGGGCCGAGUUUGACCUCGCGCAUGUCGCGCAAAUGUUCCAAGCAAAAUACAAAAAACCCCUCGCGCAGAGCGUGCGGAGCGAGACGAGCGGCUAUUACAGGGACUUCCUUAUGGCAAUCAUGGGUGAAUAGAAGUUGGCAGCGGUGCGUCUUUUGCACAGUGUAUGAGUAUGUGGAAAGGAGGUCUAUGGCGGCUUCUCCGCCCUUAUAAUGCAGCAGGCCUCCGUGCAAAUCAGGGACAUAGAUGCAGUCACUAGGUAUGAGAUUCGUGCACGCUCUGUAAGUCAUACUUUCCUACGUUACGAUCUUGUGAACAUUUUCAAGGAACUUCUACAGGCUGGCUGUUGAAUAGCCCAGUUUCUUGUUGAGAGACACUACAGCGCGUGAACACGACAGCUCUUUAGCUUUGGAUAUAGAUCAGCAAUGUGGUGCGAUCUGUUACCUUUUCAUUCACUUUGAGGCGGUGGGUCCAUGCAACAUAUAUCGGCUUUGCUUAAUUAGUUUGGGUGACCAUCUGCAAUCGAGCGCUCAGUCGGCAUGCACGCUCUAGCUCAGGCUGAUUUGACACCUUAUUAUCAUCUCGAGUACGCCCGGUAAUGACACAUUUUAUUCGUUCUCCGAUUGGUCGAAACCCUUUACCCGGUGACUUCGUUGACCACGAAGUCACCUCUUAUAAAGCGCACCCUACCCUAGAUCGAGACUUCAGAACAUCGACACCGUCCAGCUUCCAAUUAACCAACGGCAGAGAAGUACACCAGUUGUACCUACCGGUAUGUCAGGAUACCUAGGUAGGUAACUCUUGUCGACCGGACGGUCUCCCCUAACCCAGAGACUUGAAACUUAGGAUUAUCUUAGACCCCAGAAAGAAGUGUUAAUUUGAGUGUAACAUAUGACCCCACUUCAGUGU